AGGCGGAGGGAACAGUUUUCUCGUUUAUCGGAAAGCGUAAGGAUAGUUGAUCAUGCCUGAACCAGCCAAGUCCGCUCCAGCCGCGAAGAAAGGCUCCAAGAAAGCGGUGACCAAGACCCAGAAGAAAGAUGGGAAGAAGCGCAGGAAGACAAGGAAGGAGAGUUACGCCAUUUACGUGUACAAGGUGCUGAAGCAGGUGCACCCCGAUACCGGCAUCUCCUCCAAGGCCAUGAGCAUCAUGAACUCCUUUGUCAACGAUGUGUUUGAGCGCAUCGCAGGGGAAGCCUCCCGCCUGGCUCAUUACAACAAGCGCUCCACCAUCACCUCCCGGGAGAUCCAGACCGCGGUCCGCCUGCUGUUGCCUGGGGAGCUGGCCAAGCACGCCGUGUCCGAGGGCACCAAGGCUGUCACCAAGUACACCAGCGCCAAGUAACUGCUGCCCCAUCUCCUGCCCUACUCCCGGCAACACAAAGGCUCUUCUAAGAGCCCCCACUCCCUCCCUAUAAGAUCUGUAACGGGCUUUGUGUAAUAGAAUAAACUACUUUGCGCUGUC
Xenopus tropicalis (tropical clawed frog) is the source of this 553-nucleotide messenger RNA. RefSeq names its product histone H2B 1.1-like. The record is from RefSeq and is a predicted model, not a curated record. The transcript has a single exon. NCBI's taxonomy places the organism in Eukaryota, Metazoa, Chordata, Amphibia, Anura, Pipidae. Bases 53 to 433 code for a protein of 126 amino acids.